GUUUCAACAGGGGGGGUAAGAUAUUUAGUGUAAUGUGGACUCACUCGGGAGCGGUGCAAUGGAACUCUGAGUUCCCCCGUCGGGGGCUUGCAAGCUACCAGUUGCUCUCCUCUCACUGGCCGACGCCGAUUAAAGACGUUGAGGCCAUUGGACAAUUGUGUUGGCUUUCAUCUUCGUCAUCAUAUACUUCGUGGUACCAUUUUCGUACUCGUUCCUUCUCAACGCCUUCCCUCAGCGCCACCUUCCCUCUUGAGGUUGAAAGUAAGUCGGAACCAAAAUUCUCAGGUUCACGUUCCGAAAGGUCAAAUGUUCCGGCUGAGUAUUCCAUUCCGGUAACUUGGACCUCGAAAGUGUAGAUGGUUUCUCUGGCACAUGUGGUAGUGUGAAAGUCGUCCCACGUUCCCAGGGUGGAAGAUCAAAGAAGCUGCCUCGCGAUGGGUCUGAUCAAUACCCCAACAGCCCUCGCAGUGGCCGUCAUCUCUUUCCUAUUAUACGCCAUCUUUGGUCAGCCAAAAUUGAAGAGGAAUGGCGUCCCAUUACGACGACCUCCCAAUACACUACCACUCGCUGGCAAUGGCAUCAUUUUCCUCAGAGACCGCCAAAAACUGUUCGAAUGGUUCACCAAGUGUGAGCAACUCUACGGCUAUGAAACGCUACAAAUAUCCGUUCCCAGUCUGCCUCCAGGGGUCAUCAUCAGCGAUCCCAAGAACCUAGAAUACGUCUUCAAGAACGAGGGCAUAUUUGCCAAGGGCGAGUUCUUCAAAGGGAGAUCUAGGGACUUGUUUGGGAACGGUAUCAUCAACGUUGAUGGCGAGUUGUGGAAAGUCCAACGAAGGGCUGGCCUCAACUUUCUCAACACUGCGAACCUGAGAGUUUUGACAGACGUAGCGCUGCCGCAGUAUCUAUCUCAGGGUGUUGCUUUCCUGGAGAGCCAGUCCGGUAAUGGCGUUGUGGACUUACAAGCUGUCUUUCACGAGAUCACGACCCAACUCAUCGGCAAAAUGGCUUACAACAUGGAAAUGCACGCAGAAGACACAUUCGGCCUGGCUUUCGACCACGCAUCUGGCGCAACUGCCGAACGGUUCCAAAAUCCACUGUGGCAGCUCACAGAAGUCUUCACCGGCACUCGUCUGAGGAAAUCCAUCUCAGUUGUCAAGUCCUUUGGACAGAGCAUAGUCUCCAGUGCGGUGAGGGACAGACGAUCGUCCCUUAAACACGAGUCUCACGUUUCAAAAGACCCGGAAAGCGACAGGCUGGACGACAUAUCCGGCAGUCUGGUCCAGUCAUUGCUCGACUCCAUUGGCGACGAGCAGCUCGUCGCCGAUGCCGCGCUGAAUUACCUCUCCGCAGGCAAGGAUACCACGGCGCAGGCUCUUACGUGGACAUUCUACCUGCUCAUGCAACAUCCCGAGGUCGUGGCCAAGAUUCGCGAGGAAGUUAACCACAUCAGAGAGGAUAGCACAGACGGGGACACCCUGGAGAAGGCCAUCGCGGAACGGGGUAACCCGAAUACGAUGCCGUACGUCUUCUCCGUCUUCUACGAAGCGCUACGCAUCUUCCCGCCGAUCCCGUUCGAGAUAAAGCAAGCCGUUCAGGCGACGACGCUACCGGACGGCACCUUUUUGCCCCAGAACUCCGUCAUUGUCUGGUGCACCUGGGCGAUGAACCGCUCGCGCAGCACAUGGGGUCCUGACGUGGACCAGUUCCGGCCGGAGCGAUGGCUGGUGGACGGGAAAGUCAUCAAUAAGAGCACCUCAGAGUUUCCGGUUUUCAACGGCGGACCGAGGAUGUGUUUGGGGAAGAAGAUGGCUGAGAUCAUUGCCGUGCAAGUGAUUGCGACUGUGGCUGGUCUGUUUGAUUGCGUGAGAGUCGAUGACUCGACGAGGGUCAGCAAGAGUAGUCUUACGUUGCCGAUGAAGGAUGGUCUGCCCUGUAUUGUACGCCGUAGACCUGAUGUCUAAGUCUAAUGAUGAAUUUGUCUUCUUCAAAUUCACUAUGCAAUUCUCUUUAGUGAUCAUUCUCGACUGCUGAAGGUAACCUGGUUGCUAUGAAUAGCAUUUACGAU
Molecule: messenger RNA, 2065 nt
Organism: Colletotrichum godetiae
Lineage: Eukaryota; Fungi; Ascomycota; Sordariomycetes; Glomerellales; Glomerellaceae
Product: cytochrome P450
Exons: 4
Coding region: 435-1961 (508 amino acids)
Molecular function (GO): iron ion binding; monooxygenase activity; heme binding
Source: RefSeq, a predicted model, not a curated record